AUGAGUUCCUUCGUAUUCAUUCUCAUUAUUUCUUUCAUUGUUUUCCCUGUGAACAACAUGGGCCCAGUCCAAUUGACAGCGAUUGAACCACUUGUCUCAGUUACUGCUAUUUUGGGUGAGGAUGUUGUGCUACACUAUCAUCUGUCCCCCAGGACAAGUGCUCAGGACAUGGAGAUAAAAUGGUUCCGUUCUCAGAACUCUUCAUAUGUACACCAUUAUCACAAUGGCAAAGAUUAUUCUGAAAGGCAGCAGCUAAAAUACCAAGGAAGGACUGAGUUUCUGAGAGAUGGCAUUGAUGCGGGAAAGAUUGACUUGAGAAUCUUUAAUGUCAGCCUUUUUGAUGAAGGACAGUACCAUUGUUCUCUGAAAAAUGGGACUUUCUAUCAGGAAGCCUCAUGGGAUGUGAAAGUAACUGCAUCAGGCUCUACUCCUUUCAUUUCCAUCAAAGGUUAUAAAAAAUUUGGGAUCCGAGCUGUUUGUCAGUCCAGCGGCUGGUACCCAAAACCUGAGAUGCUGUGGAAAGAUGCCAGUGGGAAACGUCUUUCUUCUUUUUUGGAAAGAAAUGUCCAGAAGGACAAUGGGCUCUUUGAAGUGCAGAAUGAGAUCAUUGUCACUCAAAGUUCAGAUCAGAACUUAACCUGUGUGGUCAGGAACAUUCUUCUUCACAAACAAAAGGAAUCAGCCAUUCAUAUAGCAAAUGACUUUUUCCCCAAAACGCCUGCCUGGAUAGUGGGUCUGUGUAUAUCCCUGAUGGUUUCAAUUGGUUUGGCUCUCUUUAUUCUUUACUUGUUUAAAAUAAACAGAAAACUUGCAGCAGAACUUGGGUGGAGAAACAUGGUGGUGCCAGUAGAGAAAGCAAACAUAACCCUGGAUCCAGACACAGCGAACCAUGACCUUAUCAUCUCUGCGGACCAGAAGAACGUAAUCCAAGGGUUCAUGUGGCACAGACUGCCUGACAACCCCAAGAGAUUUGACGUGGAACGCUGCGUGUUGGGAAGCGAAGGGUUUUCUUCAGGGAGACAUUACUGGGAAGUGGAGGUGGGGGAGGAAGGCUAUUGGGCAGUGGGGGUGGCCAGAGACUCUGUGAAAAGGAAAGGGAGGCUCAUCCUUGACCCCAAAGAAGGAAUCUGGGCUGUAGAAAAGUGUCCAGUCCAAUACCAAGCACUCACUGUCCCUGAGACGCCUCUGCCUUUGCAGAAGAAACCCCGGAAGCUUGGGAUUUAUUUGGACUGUGAGCUGAAGCUGGUGGCAUUUCAUGAUGUCAAUCACAAGGCCCCCAUCUUCACAUUCCCCAUAGCUCCUCUCUGUGGGGAGAGGAUCUUCCCUUUCCUUCAUGUUGGAGUAGGGUGUUGGCUUACAAUUUGCCCCUGAGGCUUUCCUUGCAUGUGGAUUGGACAGA
This is a messenger RNA of Heteronotia binoei (common prickly gecko), 1399 nucleotides long. RefSeq names its product butyrophilin subfamily 2 member A2-like. Lineage: Eukaryota; Metazoa; Chordata; Lepidosauria; Squamata; Gekkonidae. The coding region runs from base 1 to 1371 and encodes 456 amino acids. Gene Ontology annotation, molecular function: protein binding. The record is from RefSeq and is a predicted model, not a curated record. The transcript has 7 exons.